AAUCCGAGAUCCCUCCAAGCCGUGAAAUUCGGAACCUCCCCCAAUUUGCCGCUACGGUGGAAUAUUAGAUCGAGUGUCAUAUGAUCUACGUCAAACUCUAACUUUACAAUCAGUACCAAUCGCAGACCAUCGGUUAAGAAAACGAAGCACAGUCGUUAGGAAUUUUCUUUCGAAUCAGAACAUCAUGUACUUAUGGGUGCGGAGCAUACGUUUUCAAAUCACUUUGUUUCUAUGGGCAGCGGGUGCUGUAUCAGAAGUGAUGACUGCAGAUGGUGUUACGGAACACAUGACAAAAAUAAAAACGGUGAAGGAUCGCCUCUUGAAAGACUAUGACAGAACGAUCCGCCCGACUAUGGGCGAAUCUAACACCACCGAAGUCAGGGUGGGAUUCAUACCUCGACAGAUCAUUCACUUCGAUGAAGAAGUCAGCAUACUCUCAUUGGACUCAGUCAUAUGGAUGACUUGGACGGAUUCAAGGCUUAAAUGGGAAACAUCAGAAUACAGCGGCCUGCUGCAAAUUCCAACCAACUUCAUAUGGCUACCAGACUUGACAGUUCAUAACAGCCACAGCCGCAGUGUGAAUCCUGCCCAGGACGUGCUGGCAGUGGUAGAGCCCAGCGGAAAGGUGUAUUGGGUUCCGCCUGUCCUGACGCAAACCACUUGUGCCUCCGACGCUAUUAACUACCCCCAAGACGACACCACUUGCAAGGUUACCUUUGGUUCGUGGGCGCACGAUGGAUGGGAGAUUGACUUCCAGAAUGAUGAUCAUCUUUACAUGGCGGAAUUUGCUAAUAUUAACCCCAGGUGGGAGUUGAUAGAGGAAAAGGCGAGACUACACCGGAACGUGGAAUACUACGAGUGCUGUCCCGAGCCCUACCUGAGCGUAGAGGUGAUCCUGCCCUUGAGGAGGCGCCCCCCGCCCGAAAUCGAAGCCACCCGUGCGCCCUGCAUCCUUACCACUGCCCUAGCCCUCGCAAUUUUCUGGUUGCCACCGGACUCCAACAAGAAACUACCGUUCGGAGGAGCCCUCUUCACUAUCCUCUGCCUCCUCCUCGUGUUUGUGGCCUGGAACACCAAGCACCCCCUAGCGGUCACUUACGCAGUGUCAUUCAUCCAAUCGACAAUGUACAUCGUGGUCACCGUUCUGCUCCUCCAGCUGCUGGUGAUCAGCAAACUCUGCAGUCUGGACGGCCCCACUAGGCCCCCACCGGCCGUCAUGCAGCUGCUGAACGGGGCCCUGGGCAAGUGGGCCUGCCUGCGGUGGCCCCUCUCGGACGACAACCUGCCAAUGGACAGGAUCCAACUGAAAGAAGAUUCCGCCAUUCAAGACAGCACGCCAUCCAUACGGGAAGAGUGGAUGUUGUUCGCAGCGGGCUUGGAUAAGGUGUUCUUCCUGGUGAUGACACUAGUUACAGUGUUGAUUCAUCACUUAUGAAGUGUCACUCUCUCAAAAGUGUGUUUUUCUCAUUUCAUUUGGUGUAAUAAAAGUUUACUCUUGGA
Uloborus diversus is the source of this 1500-nucleotide messenger RNA. Its product is annotated as neuronal acetylcholine receptor subunit alpha-10-like. The transcript is spliced from 7 exons. The coding region runs from base 185 to 1435 and encodes 416 amino acids. Gene Ontology annotation, cellular component: synapse; neuron projection; membrane. The record is from RefSeq and is a predicted model, not a curated record. Gene Ontology annotation, biological process: monoatomic ion transmembrane transport; signal transduction; nervous system process. Lineage: Eukaryota; Metazoa; Arthropoda; Arachnida; Araneae; Uloboridae. Gene Ontology annotation, molecular function: transmembrane signaling receptor activity; neurotransmitter receptor activity; extracellular ligand-gated monoatomic ion channel activity.